AUGAGAAGGAGCCGUCAGAGUGAGCUGUUAGAUGAAGAGCUGCAGGUGACAGGCUACACACCUCCUCAACAAGGAGGAAAGUGCAGCAGAGACAGGAGAAGAAGCCAUGCUGGUAAGAGCUGUGGCACCACCACCCAACUCAACGAGAGCUUGGGACAAAAUUGCAGCGGAUCUGCAAAGAAGAGGAAGGCCGACACAACAUCCGAGUCUCCCAGAAAAAGGCAGAGGUGUGCCAGUGGAGCCGCUCAGUUGGCAUUCGAGGCUGUUCCAGCAAAGGGUGUCAAAAGGAAGGCCAGCACCGAACGAGAGCCACUUGGAAAAAAGCAGAAGUGUGGACCCAGCUGCACAAACUGCGAUGAAGCCAUCGGGGGGGCUAACUUGAAGGAGCAGGACAAUGCCGAGAAGCUGGUGGCAUCACAGGCUCCCGAGACAGCAAACAGGGAGCGUGCCCGUGACCCCUCCCCAGGUCCAUCAAACUCCACAGAAAAAAGAGCGAGUGCAUUCCUCCAAUUCGCACACAACAGAGCUUGCUUUGAGAAGAAGUACGUGGAGCGUGGCCUGCUUGGUCGAGGAGGUUUUGGUUCAGUUUAUGCUGGGAGGAGAAAGAUGGAUAGAUUACCAGUGGCGAUCAAACACAUCCGCAAGGAAGAUGUGAAGCGUCAAGAAGUGGACGUCAAUGGCAGGACAUGCAUAAUCCCGCUGGAAGCUUUCCUCAUGCUGAAACUGGGAGCUGGAGCAGCAUCAGUAGGCACUUGUGCAGCUGUCUCUAUACUAGACUGGUAUGAGCUAGAGCAGGAGGUUCUUCUGGUCAUAGAAAGACCAGUCCCAUGUGUGGACCUGCUGAACUAUUUGGUAUACAAUGGUGGAUACCUGAAGGAGGAUGUUGCUAAGAACAUCAUGAAGCAGCUGGUGGAUGCAGCUUUAAUGAUGCACACCAAAGGCGUCUUCCACUGUGACAUCAAGGCUGACAACCUGCUCCUCGAGACCGGCUCCAAAAACCCUCGAGUGCGCAUCAUAGACUUUGGAUGUGGCUGCCUGGUACAGGAAGAACCAUACAGCAGCUUCAGUGGGACCAGAGUGGGUUCCCCUCCAGAGAUUUCCAAAUGCAGGAGCUAUGAGGCUGUCUCCAUCACAGUCUGGCAGCUGGGCAUGCUGCUUUAUGAAAUGCUGAAUGAUGUGGAAUGUUUCACCAUCUCAGAGUUGCUCCGUGGGAAACUUCCUUUAAACAUUAAAAUGUCCCAAGACUGCUGGAAUUUUCUGAGGCUCUGCUUAACUGCAGACCCACAAGAGCGGGCCACCUUAGAGCAGCUUCAGCAGCACCCCUGGCUGCAGAAUCACACUGUAGUCACACCUGAAACACCUGGUGAUAUGCCUGGCCUGUAAUCUUUCUCUCUCUCUCUCUCUCUCUUUCUUUCUUCCUUAUUUGGAUUUUGUUAAUUUACUUUGGUUUAAUUAA
Molecule: messenger RNA, 1456 nt
Organism: Archocentrus centrarchus (flier cichlid)
Lineage: Eukaryota; Metazoa; Chordata; Actinopteri; Cichliformes; Cichlidae
Product: serine/threonine-protein kinase pim-2-like
Exons: 9
Coding region: 1-1383 (460 amino acids)
Biological process (GO): regulation of mitotic cell cycle; negative regulation of apoptotic process; protein autophosphorylation
Cellular component (GO): cytoplasm
Molecular function (GO): protein serine/threonine kinase activity; ATP binding
Source: RefSeq, a predicted model, not a curated record